This is a messenger RNA of Durusdinium trenchii, 2031 nucleotides long. The record is from the annotation of a GenBank genome assembly. Lineage: Eukaryota; Dinophyceae; Suessiales; Symbiodiniaceae.
AUGGUGGAGCCGCAGUGCGUUGUUGCUUGUGGUGAGCGAAACUUUGAGCAGCUGGCGCCCGUUGCCAAACGACUCCGUUUGCCCGAUGGUGCAGUGGGGCAAGUCACAGAGGAUGGCGACAAGGAGCAGGAACCACAGGCUGACGAUGGUGAGGUGUCAGGUGAUGAAGUGCACAUGGACAAGGUUGGGUCGGACCAGGACGAAGAGGAUGAAAGGGACGAUGACAUGGACGAUGCCAUGCAGCCUUUGACCUUGGAUGCGCAAUUUUCCUCUGUGGCUCAUUUUGAGGCAGAGUUCCCUGCGUUCCCUGACAAAACACCUAUGCAUGAAGAGGUUCCCGAACCGGAGACUCAAGCGCUUUGUUCCCACGCUGAUGAUACUCUCAAAGAUUCUGUGCCCUCACCUUCCAAGGGAAUCGAGGUUGACCACGAAGACAAAUGUGUUUUGAUCGACGAUUCACCUGCAAAGGGUACCGAUUCAGAUGAUCUUGAACCUGAUGAAAUUGCCAUCCAAAUCCGUGAACUUCAGAAAGCCUUGGCCAAUGCCAAACGGGAGCAAAUGGCAAUGAUUUUUGGCAUUGUUAUCAACAGUGCUUUUGAUGAACAUUCUUUCACCUCAGCCAAGCAGGCCCUGGUGGAGAAGAGCCACCAGACCCCGGUCUUUGUCAUGGAGAGUUUGCCCUUUGGAUUAGAGGGCGAUGAGACACAACCGCUUGCCCCUCAAGAGCUCGAGCUUCUGGCUGGCAGCUUUGAAGCUGAAGAGAUUGAGGUCCCAUCAGCUCCUGUGGUGCUACGUCGCUCGCAGUUUGCCGUCAAGCUGCAAGAGGAAGUGGAACCCAAAGAUGGUGACACAACUGAUGCUGUCGAGCCUAAGAUGGAGGAAAGGGCCAACAAUGAGGCGCCUGAGAAGCUUCCAGCAGAUGUCGAGGCAAAGGCUGCUGAGACAAAAGGCGACCAAAAGCCUGAGGCAAAGCAGGAGGCCAAGGAUGCUCGGAAGCGAAAGGAGCAAAUGAUCGAAGACAAGUCGGGGGGCAGUGAUGUCAUUGACCCAGCCAGGAAAAGGAAGAGAACAGGAAAGAAGGAUGAUUCCAGCAAGAAGAAACAGGACCCCAGCAAGCCCAGUGAAGCACCCGGAGCUCCCAAGGAAGUUGCUGAGGCAAAGGUUGGGGAACCCGUUCCGGAAGCACCUAAGAGGAAGUUGGACAAGACCCAGGACAAGUUUUGGAAGUAUACCACCAAGCUCUGGGAGACCUCAAAGGUGGAUAAGGACAACAUGAACGACAUGGCCGGAAAAGCAGCCGCUGAGUACCUGGCAACUCUCACGGGAGGCAGUGCGAUGGACGAGCCUCUGCCCAGAAUCGUGGAGAUGCUUGGUCGUCCUGGCAUGGCUUUUCAGGACAGUGCUGCUGAUCUAUGCCGUCGCUGCAAUGGACGGAGCCUGGGUCUUGGAGCAGCCCAGGUCAUCGGCAUUGCCUUGGCAUCCGAGAAUCGGCCAAUUGUGGAGAUCUUUACCCAAGGUCUACCAAGCACUUUGGUGGAUGGGGCAUUAUGGGAGCUUGACGAUGAAGCGCAGCUUUUGCGAAUAAGCCAGGUGAUGCUGCUGCCGGUGGCAAAUGAGCAGCUGGCUUUCCAGAUGCUUGGCACACGCCGGGAGGGCUCUGAGUCUGAAGAGGAUGAUGAGAAGGAGGAACAGGCCGAGCAGGUCAACACUGCAGAAAAGGAGUAUGCAAAGUUUGGGACUUUCACUCAAUCCCUGCUGAACCGCAGCUCUAAGCUAUCGGAAUUGAUUGGGCAACUUGAGUCAGAACUUGGCGACAAAGGUCAAGACAGCUCUGAAGGAAAACGUGUGGCCAAGUCUGUGCAAGCCAUGGAGGAUGCCAUUGAAAUCCUCAAUGGCCAGUUUGCUGCCUGCGAGCUUGUCAAGCUGGAUGCGGCGGGGCUACGUGCAAAAGAGAUAGGGGAGUCUGAGAAGCAAUCGUUUCUUGGCUCUAUAGUGGAGCUUGGGCAAAACGAAACCUCCACUUCCAAUUAA